AUGAUGGGCAUAAAAACGGAAGAGCCGUCGGGGCCGAGCGCGCCGGCCGCGAUUCCCGACGGCGACAACGGUUGGGACUACGACGAAGGUGCGGCUCCCGGCCUACUCCCCGAGCCGCAUUUCAUUCAAAGCACCUACAUCUACAGGUGUCCGAAUGAAUUGGAGCGAAAUUUCGCGAAUCGCGUCGUCAACGUGCUGCGGACAAUUCGCGAGAAUCUCGCCAAACACGCUCGGCUCACAAUCGAGAACGAGAACAUCGAGUGCUCGCGUCCAACGGACCAUUAUCGUUGCGCCGAAUACCCGACAACCGGCGCCUACAACUAUCUAAUCAUCGAGGAUGACAAAUCCGGCGCUUCCGUCUACACGUUCGAGCGGAAGUACAACGAGAAAAACGACGAAACCAUCGAGAUGGCGCUUCUCGACGCCUACUCGCGUCACGCUCCGCGAAGCCUCAUCCCGUUUGCCACCGAAGCCGCCGAGAAGCACGUCGGCUAUAUACGGGCAUUGUCCGUCGACGAGUUGGCGACUCUUGGCAAAACGCCAAAACAAAAAUUGCGUCUCGAAAAAUUCGGACCCAACGAGUUGCGACUCAUCGACACCGCACUAUUGGAAGUUCGGACCGGCGAGAAGCUUGGCGUUGGCGUUUCGCCAAAAUUGCUCAAACUCGCGUCUCAACGCGAAUUCGACAAGGCUCUCGAGGCGAACAAACAUUUAUUUGUGCUCUUCUGGAAUUUUAACCGAAUGGUGAGCCUGCACACGUUCGAAUUGUGGUCGAGAGUUGGUGACGCGUUGGCGGCCGAUGAGAGACUCGUGAUGGCGCACGUCGCGUGCCACGAUUCCGCCGAUUUCUGCCAUGGACUGAAUUCAGUCGAUUUUCAGACAAUCGUCGCUUACAGGGACGGUCAGAAUAUUGGAAAAACUGACAACAUUGGCGACGUUCAAUAUUACCUUAAUUGGAUCGAAAUAAUGCUCAACGGCCCGCUAAUCGAGCUGAAAUCGUCGGAUGAGGUGGCGAACGCGAAAAAAGGCAAAAUUCUCGACGCGACGACGUCGUCGCUGACGCUCGGAAUAUUCAGAGGCGACAACGACACGGCGUUUCAGCAUUUUCAAAUUGCCGCCUCGAAAUUGGCCGGCAAAUACUAUUUGUGCUAUCAUUUCGCCGACGAAACGCCGAGUUUGAACACCUAUCGGCCAAAUGAGAAGCAGAAGCGCGCCAAUUAUGACGGCAAAUUCGAUCCGGCGACGAUGAUGGCGUUCAUCACGCAAUCAAGCCUUCCAAAUAUGAUUGACAUCUCGCACGGCUUCACCACCGACGUGUUGCUACGUCGAAAACACACGAUUUUGAUUGAGAUCGCGCCGAGAUCCGGCGAAAACGAGCAUUUUGCGAAGUUGGCCGCUCGCCAAAACCUCAAAUCGCGUUUCGUGUUCACACGGCUGACCGUCGAGCCCGCCGUUCGCGAUGUUGUCGAAGCGUUGGGAUUGGAGUUCGAUGAGCAAAUGGUGACGUUGGUGGCGUUGAACAAGGAUCGCGUCCACAAAAUCGACAUCGCGAAUGCCUAUUGCGCCGAUCAUCUUCUCAAACUCAUCGAAGCCACCGCUGACGCCGAGCCCUACAAUGUGAUAUCGACGAAGCGCGCGCAUCCGUUGCGAAUUUUGCAGAAACGACAAGUCGAUGAGAUUUUCGGCCACCAAGACUCCAUCAUAUUGCCCGAUCACACGCUAUUCUUGGAUUCCGACCCGUUCGCGCCUCGUCCAACUCGCCACGAUGAAGCUGGAGGAUGUCCGUUCAUGCGAGGUCAAACUCAAGAAGCCUCAUUGCACGAUGAACUCUAG
Molecule: messenger RNA, 1833 nt
Organism: Caenorhabditis bovis
Lineage: Eukaryota; Metazoa; Nematoda; Chromadorea; Rhabditida; Rhabditidae
Source: the annotation of a GenBank genome assembly